UUAUAAUAACCUAAAAUUAGAAAUUCUUGUUGUUCAUCUUCUUUCAUUUUUUGGGAUUGACAAAGGAGCAAGAUAAUGGAAGAAACGAAUGAUUAUGACCGCUAUUUGCCACUGUAUGAUGCAAUAGUACAAGGCCAACUGAUUACUGCGAAAGGAAUAAUUGAAAAGGAUUCUAGAGCGCUGACUGCUUUCAUCUCAGACAUGCAAGACACUGUUCUCCAUGUGGCAAUAGGAGCUGGCCACUCUAUUGCAUUGAUACAGUCUCUAAUCGAAAAAUUGCCAGCUGAUGCACUAUAAAUAAAGAAUUAUAAUGGUAGCACGUACCUUCACCAUGCUGCUACUUGUGGCAACAAAGAAGUUGCUAUGCUUCUGGUGGAAAAGAAUCCAAAAUUAACUCAAGCAACAAACGAUGAGAACCAGGUGCCACUCUGUGGAGCUGCUCAAUAUGGCCAUAAGGAAACUGUCAGUUUUCUUCUAUCAGGGACGAAGAAUGAGGAUCCAAGUCCUUUUGCUGGUGAAAGUGGUGUCAAACUUCUCCGUUACCUGAUAAUUGCUGAUUUUUACGACAUUGCAAUUGAUGUAUUGAACCGCUAUCCCGAAUUAGCACGUGAAUACCAAGAAGGUUCAACUGCUUUAGAUGCACUGGCGGAAAAAUCUAAAGUAUUUGCAAAUGGAAGCUGGCUUGGAUAUUGUAGGACCCUAUUGUAUCAUUUUUGUUCUGGUGAUCUUAAUUCAUCUAUGCUAUUCAUUGCAAAUUAUUAUUUUCCAUGA
Jatropha curcas is the source of this 771-nucleotide messenger RNA. Lineage: Eukaryota; Viridiplantae; Streptophyta; Magnoliopsida; Malpighiales; Euphorbiaceae. The record is from RefSeq and is a predicted model, not a curated record.